UUCCACUGCAGAAAAGGAUGGAUGGAUAAAUGAGAAGGUUGGUGGCGUAGCAGUCAAUGCCCCCUGAUAGAUUGGAUUAGAUUUGAGUGCCUUUUGUUUUGCGAUGGAAUGUAUUGAAGCACAUUCGUUUGUCAUUUCCACACACUUUGAUUUUCACCUCACGCCGCGUGGACAUUGAUUCGAGCCUCAACCUGCCAUGGACCAAGCAGGUCACAUGUGGUCCCCGGCGCCGGCGCCGCAGCCGUUAUCGUCAACGCCUUCACUCCGGAACGUCCGACUGCGGUUUCUCUUGGGCCCGACCAACACAGAUAUCCUGCGAUGUGCCGACAAUGUCAUGCAAGAAUACCCCGUUAUUAUCCACCAAGUUGACUAUCGCUUCGAUGUCUAUGGCCGAGCUAAGGAUGUAGUCGAUGCAAUUGUGGAUAGCUUUCUUAUCACAGACCAAGCAGAGCCCAUGCGCCCACAAGGCGCAACAGAAUCGUCCGACUCUUCAGGCGUGAGCGCGGCGACUUUUUCGCCAUCAGGAGGGUCCAGUGAUUCGACUAGCACAAUACAGGAUGCACCUCAAGGCGCAACUGAUCUAUACACUGCCCAACACGCCAUUCCUGAUGAUAUCGACAGGCAGCUCGGCUCAGAUUCAGAGGCGAUGGACAUGGAGCAGCAAGGCGUGAAGGCGUUGGCGUUUUACGAGAAGCAGGCUGUGAUCAAUAGGAGAAGUAACCAGAGUCAGAAAGAUAUAGACCCCGCUGCAUGGAAGACGGAUUACCAUCUGGAAAAGGAGCGACAGGCGCGAUUGACUCCACAACCUCACGGAGACAAGCGCAAGCCGCUGAUCAUCAUAUUGAGCCUGCACGAAAGAAUUGCACACUCUUUGCUUCAUUUAUCUGGUGGUCUCAUGUCCUAUCUUGUUGAGCAUCAAGACCUAGAGUCGUGCGCACGUCAGGGCAUGACGCUGGAAUAUAUCAAGGAAGUGAGUCAGAGCGCAGGCAUGUCGGUGGGCAUUUCUCCGGACUGUUUGCCUCGGUCGAACGAUAUUCUGGUAUGGAUCGAGAUCAGGAGUAAAGAUGCUUUUCGGGCCGUAUUGGAAGGAGUGGCAUGGGCGCUUUCAUCGGAGCCGAUUUAUACAAAGGAGAGGAAUAUGUUGGGCAAGGACGAAUUAGAGCUGCAUCAGACAUGGGAUGCACAGCUUCGGCAGUACAAAGGGCCAGCCAGGAAUAGGGAGGAUGACGAUGGAUGGGUCACCACUCAGGACAAGGGCAAGCAGAAGUCCGACGACGAAAACGGAUGGGGGGAUGACUGGCCACGGAUGUCUUGGACCAAUCUCGAAAGUCCCGUGGCACAGACCAACAGCCCCACGCGUUCGGGCCAUGAGGACACCGAGAACUGGAUAACCUGGGAUUCGCACCUCGCUUCUCAUUCUAUGUCGUUUGGUCAGGGUGACGCAUCCCCGGAUAUCGAAUUGUUGACCAAAGUUAGAGCUCGUCAGCAUGGUCAACGUGCGAACAACAGUAUUAGGCACGGAGGCAGGAGGAAGCCAUUCGAAUUGCAUCCCCCGCUCGAUUUUGCAGACAAUACCUCUCCGAGUAUCCAGAACUUUUUUGCUGAUGAGACCGAGGUAUAUGAAGAACCUCAAACACGGCAUCAGGAUAGACGAAGUAGCGACAGGAGUGCCGUUCCAAGCUUACGAUCACCGCCAAACAACCGUGCUUCUGGGAGGAAUCAUUCGAACACGUGGGCUCAUGGAAGAGCAGGCACGCAACUGGAUCAAAGCCCGGGAUCCUCCUUGGCGUCGUGGCAUGAGUUCUCCAGGAUGACGGCGAGCUUGAGCUCGAGAUCCAGGUCGAUUUCACCCAUGCGGGCGGUCUCGUCGCGUUCGGACACUCCGAAUAUAUGGAAGCAACGGGACAAUGAAGUGGAAACGAAAGCGGAGCAGGUGAGGAUAGCAGGAGAAUGGGUGUCGCCUGAGAAGCAUCCUUGGUUCCUGGAAUGGCAGAAGGAGCCGCUUGCGUCCGUGAGGAAUGAGAAAGGAGACCAUUCCUGGAGCAAGAACAAAUCGAUGCGGCCCCGGAACCUGCAUCUGCACUGAAGGCGAUCGUUAUGUGCUGGCCUUUUUUUAUUUCUUUUUUUCCUCCUGCGUCCUGUACCAUACUUCUUUGUAUCAUUAGAUCAGUAAUUCGCCAUUUGCUUCAGAACGC
This is a messenger RNA of Gamsiella multidivaricata, 2195 nucleotides long. RefSeq lists its product as uncharacterized. The record is from RefSeq and is a predicted model, not a curated record. The coding region runs from base 197 to 2086 and encodes 629 amino acids. NCBI's taxonomy places the organism in Eukaryota, Fungi, Mortierellomycota, Mortierellomycetes, Mortierellales, Mortierellaceae. The transcript is spliced from 2 exons.